AUGCCAGUAACACACGUCCUCGAUCCCAACGGGGACGUCACUCUCAUUCUCAAAGACCCCGACGCAGCCUUCGCACACGGAUGCCUUGCUCCUCAGCAGAUCUACGAGACCGAGACCGAGACGCCCUCUCCUUCGAAUUUCGCAACUAACGGCACUUCGUUUCCUCCCUCCUCCGCGAAUCUCGAAGCCGAAGCCAGAGCCAAACACCGAGCGGACGACGCGUCUCUUUCUUCUUCUUCGACUGAAAUCCGUUUCCAAGUCUCUUCAGCUCACCUUAUCCUCGCCUCGCCGGUCUUCAAGAGCGCUCUCACCGGGUCCUGGAAAGAAAGUGUUGAGUUCAAGACAAAAGGGACAGUUGAGCUGGUGGCUAUCGGGUGGAACGAAGAAGCGUUAUUGGUCUUCCUCCGAAUAAUCCAUUGCAUGCCCCUGGAAUUGCCGGACAAAAUGCCACUCGAAGCUCUCGCCAAACUCGCCGUAGUCGCUGAUUUCUACGACUGCAUGAAGCUGAUCGCCUUCUUCGCGGAUACUUGGCUUACGACCGCGUUAGCACCGGACUACGAUUCCCUCCUCGACGAAGAUAAUGACAGGUUUAUCCCUCGAAAUACACUCCGGCUAUGGGUAUCGUGGGCUUUCCAUCAAGAGGACGCAUUCAAGACUCAUUCGCAACACCUCAUCUCCUACGCACGGGACUCGAUCACACCCCUUGGAUUGCCGCUACCGGAGACGGUAAUAGAUGCGAUGAACCGCCACCGCGAAGCCGCCAUCGCAGAUACACUCAACCAGUUGAUGGCUAAGAAACGCGAGAUCCUCACGUUCAAACCUGGCUGCGACACGGAGUGCAAGGUCAGGAUUCGUGAUGCGUUGAACAAGUUCCUCGAUAAAGAUCGGCUUCAUUCGGUCACCGCGCCGUAUCCCGAUAUUAGCCAAUUCAACCUGGCCUUAGCGGCGAAGAAUAUUCUGUCACGAGGAUGGAGGGUAUACCACGAGAACGACUCUAAAAAAUGGCGCUAUCACAAAUGCCGACACUCAAAAUUCAGCUGGAUAUUCAAGGAGCUGAAAUACAGGAUUCCGGGUCUGGACCUUAAGGAUUUAAAGCCUUGGUAUUUCUCUUUCGACUGUUCUCCGGAUGACUAUCGAGGACUUGCCGACUGA
Messenger RNA from Aspergillus mulundensis, 1152 nucleotides. RefSeq lists its product as uncharacterized. Lineage: Eukaryota; Fungi; Ascomycota; Eurotiomycetes; Eurotiales; Aspergillaceae. The transcript is spliced from 2 exons. The record is from RefSeq and is a predicted model, not a curated record. Bases 1 to 1152 code for a protein of 383 amino acids. Gene Ontology annotation, molecular function: protein binding.